Molecule: messenger RNA, 1233 nt
Organism: Ilex paraguariensis (yerba mate)
Lineage: Eukaryota; Viridiplantae; Streptophyta; Magnoliopsida; Aquifoliales; Aquifoliaceae
Source: the annotation of a GenBank genome assembly
AUGGGUUGCAUAUUCAGCAAAAGACGUACUCACCCACCUCCCAAAUUGAGCUCCGAUUCGCAAAUGAAACUUGGUCUUAUCUCAUACAUGGCCGCUUGUAGAGCCAAUUCAGACCAUGAAUCUCUAAACUCGAAGCCCCAGCAACGCACCACCCGAGUUAUCAGCACUAUCGCCGGCGGCGUCCAGAUUCGAUCUCUUUCCUUGUACUCUCUCCGAGAAGUACCCGGUUAUCUCCUCGAAAAUAACGAAGAAGUGGUGAACGCAGUUCUGGAGCAUAAAAAAGAAAUUUGGGAAAACCCAGAACUUGUUGAUCUAGUCAAGGACUAUUUCGAGACCAGUCGUAAGACUAUAGAUUUGUUUAGUCCCUUGAAAAAUGCCUCCAACGAGCCAGCGACAGGCAGGCCAUUGUUCAAGCCGCAAGUACCCGGUUAUCUCCUCGAAAAUAACGAAGAAGUGGUGAACGCAGUUCUGGAGCAUAAAAAAGAAAUUUGGGAAAACCCAGAACUUGUUGAUCUAGUCAAGGACUAUUUCGAGACCAGUCCCAGCGACAGGCAGGCCAUUGUUCAAGCCGCGUUAAACCAAUUUGAUGAAGAGCACACAGAAGGGUUUCCUGGUGAAAAAUCUUCGUAUUCAAAAACUUUACCAGAAUUUAAGAAUAUACAGGUGGCCGCUGACUCAUUUGAUGAUGAGUUUUUCUCGUCGUUUCAAUCAGUUUACCAACGACAAUGGAAAUUACUACACAAAUUGCAAGUUGAAAAAGAUAAACUCGAUAGAAAAUUGAACUCAAAGAUUGCAUGGAGGAAGGCCUCAAAUGUGCUAUUUGGGGUCACUUUUGUUGCGGUGCUGAUUUGCUCUGUGGUUGCUGCGGCCAUGUCGGCGCCACCAGUGGUAACGGCUUUGGCCGCCGCGGCAUCUGCAUCAUUGGGUUCAACGGGUAAAUGGCUGGAUUCGACUUGGACAAAUUGUGUGAAAGUAAUCGAAGAACAAAAGGAGAUAAUCAGAUUGAUCCAUGUUCACACUGAGUACUAUGCGAUUGAGGGGUUGAAAACCAUUGGUGAGCUAGUGAAUAAGUUGGAAGAGUUGAAGUCGUUGUGGGGUGUGAUUGAUCAUGGUUUGAAAAAGGAGGCGGCUGUGGUGAUGGUGGUUAAUGAGAUAAGUAAGAAGCAAGAUGUGUUUGUACGAACCGUGGGUGAGUUGACAAGAAAUUACAAGAGCCAGGAAGAGGAUCUUUGA